Molecule: messenger RNA, 372 nt
Organism: Spinacia oleracea (spinach)
Lineage: Eukaryota; Viridiplantae; Streptophyta; Magnoliopsida; Caryophyllales; Amaranthaceae
Exons: 4
Coding region: 1-372 (123 amino acids)
Source: RefSeq, a predicted model, not a curated record
AUGUCCCGUGUUGUUACUUUAAGAUAUUUUCAAUUGGCUUUGCAUCAUAAUACAUUGGUUUUCUCCUUGCAAGCAGCGGAAGAGGACUACUGUACUAAACCAGCUAAGACUAUGAGGCCUUUCCAUGCUCUUCUUGAUGAUGGCCUUAUAAGGACACCUAUCACAACCGAGUUUUUGGUGCUCUCUAGUAUUGAAAUAGAUGAAGAAAGGAAUACAAUUACAAGUGCAGUUCAAGCUAAAACAAUCAAGUUUUCUGAAGAAACUUAUUCAUCGGAAAAUGUGGAUGAGGUUAGAGACAUGUGGGUCGAGUAUUUGCUCAAGCAAAAAGCGGAUCAAGAAAACAAAGUUGAUGGUAUGGAAAUAGCUCCAUGA